Messenger RNA from Brassica oleracea var. oleracea, 1260 nucleotides. Its product is annotated as protein FEZ-like. The record is from RefSeq and is a predicted model, not a curated record. The transcript has 3 exons. Lineage: Eukaryota; Viridiplantae; Streptophyta; Magnoliopsida; Brassicales; Brassicaceae. Gene Ontology annotation, molecular function: DNA binding. The coding region runs from base 37 to 1260 and encodes 407 amino acids. Gene Ontology annotation, biological process: regulation of DNA-templated transcription.
CUUUAAACACCCUUUCUGAACUUUCAUUAAUACUAUAUGGGAGAGAAUAACGGAGAAGCUAAGAAAAUGGAAGAUGUGUUAUUGCCUGGAUUUAGGUUUCAUCCAACAGACGAAGAGCUCGUGAGUUUCUAUCUAAGACGGAAGGUUGAGCAUCGCCCACUCUCCAUUAAGCUCAUUACACAGCUCGACAUCUACAAAUAUGACCCAUGGGAUCUUCCAAAGUUUGCGAUGACGGGUGAGAAAGAAUGGUACUUCUACUGUCCAAGAGAUAGAAAGUAUAGGAACAGUACGAGGCCAAACCGAGUGACCAGUGUUGGAUUCUGGAAAGCCACGGGAACGGACAGGCCGAUAUAUUCAUCGGACGGAAGCAAAUGCAUUGGUCUGAGGAAGUCACUUGUGUUUUACAAAGGAAGAGCUGCUAAAGGGGUUAAGACAGAUUGGAUGAUGCAUGAGUUUCGCUUGCCUUCUGCAUCAACACAUAACCUUUCGGAUACUCAUCUAUCUCCCAACGAUUCAUGGGCUAUAUGCAGAAUAUUUAGGAAAACAAACACAACGGUUCUUAGAGCUAUCUCUCAAUCUGUUUCAUCUUUACCAACAGAGGCAAGCACCGAUACAGAAACCUACCCAAAACCAUCAAACAUAGCCCAAAUGUUUCCAGAAAUUAUCCCCCAAAAUAAUGCUCCCUUCACCUUUUACAAGAAAAAUAUGAAUGGGACCAAACCAUGUUCAUAUUAUGAAGAGAAAGAAGCUACCAAUAAGACUAGUACUUCUACAACAACUAGUUCCUUCUCUUGCAUGGAUUUCACUUCCCCAGCUAGUCCUGGUCCUUAUCUAGACCAACAGUACCUAAGAAGCCUAUUGCUUGCCUCACAAGAAACACAGCCAUCUCAGCUUCCAAAGUUCAUCAACAACAACGAUAUCUCGUCAUUUUUGCUAAGCACGCCAUCAUCAAAUUCCUCAUUUCUUGGAGGAUACACAAACCAGAUAGGCUCUAAUAUUGAUCUCACCACUGCAAUAUUGGCCCAGGAGCAGUGUCCUGCUCUUGUUAAUCUGUCGCAAGAGUACCAAGAUAUUGGUUUUGAAGAAAACAAUGGUGGUGCAAAUCAAGAUCAUCAUCACAAAUUAAAGUUUGGUGAUGUAUCUUCAACUAUGGUUGGAGAUCAACAUCAAAAUCAGAGGCAUCACAUGUUGAUGGAGAGUUACUAUUCCUCAUUUUCAACAACUAAUGACGAUUUGCCUACUUGUUUUUCCAUUACUUGA